Culicoides brevitarsis is the source of this 1004-nucleotide messenger RNA. RefSeq names its product small ribosomal subunit protein uS15m (gene bonsai). The record is from RefSeq and is a predicted model, not a curated record. Lineage: Eukaryota; Metazoa; Arthropoda; Insecta; Diptera; Ceratopogonidae. Gene Ontology annotation, molecular function: structural constituent of ribosome; RNA binding. The transcript has a single exon. Gene Ontology annotation, biological process: mitochondrial translation. Gene Ontology annotation, cellular component: ribosome; mitochondrial small ribosomal subunit. The coding region runs from base 100 to 942 and encodes 280 amino acids.
AAGUGUAGAACAGUCUGAAAAAACACGAUUUCACGAAAAAAUCAAAAUAUUGGCGAAAAACCGCGUGAAAAUCGCUGAAAACCUCCAAAAUACCUCGCGAUGAACAUCGUUAAAGGCUUGACGACUGCGUUGCCGAUCAUCAGACAGUCCGUCACUCGCGGAUAUGCCUUAAAAUCCGAUCUGAAAAUAAAAUGGGUCCGUCCUGCGAAAGUUUCCUGCAUCGAUCCCCGCAAAUCUGGCGACUGUGCUCCGCUUCCCGUGAUAGACCCGAAACAGUUCAUGUUCCACUACCAAAAAAGCAAGGAACUGCAAGAGGCCGAUGACAGGGUCAAAGAUUUAUUUCGCAUCGGAAACACUCCUCGCCGCAAAGCCAUGCAAAUUUACGAAGAACAAAUGAUCGGCAGUGUGAAUCGACAUGCCUUGGAUUUCGGAUCGGUUGAAGCCAAAAUCGCCAAAAUGACGGCAAAAAUCCGCUCGUACCAGGACAUCAUGGAAAAGUUUCCGCGAAACAAACGUCUGAAGGUCAAGCUGAAGGAAAUGAUUGAAAAACGACGAAAAUUCCUAAAAUACGUCCGUCGCUGGGACUAUCGUCGAUACGAAUGGCUGCUGGAAAAACUGGAUUUAAUCUACAAGGACAUCCCCGAAGACUGCAUCCGGAUCGAACGAAAGGCUUCUCUGAGGAAAUUGACACAAAUUCACUGCGACGAGAUUCGUCAGAAGAAACUCGACGAAUAUCGGGAAAAAUUGGAGUCGCAACAGCUGGACUUCCUCGAACGGAAGAUGAAAAAUUUGCAAUUUAUCAGGAAUGAGCAGAUCGCGUGCCAGGUCAAAGUCACUGUUACCGAAGAGGAAGUUAAGGAAGCAACCGAGCGAUACGAAGCAAUGCUCGCGAAACAAAAGAAAGUCAAAGAUGACGACAAUUUAGAAAUAGAAGCAAAUUAAAGUUUGUUUUUUUGAAUAAAAAUAGUGAUUUAUUAAAAAAAAAUAUUAAAAUUAAGAAUUUU